GCAGAUGACCAUGGAGUAUCAGAACAUUUCUAACAACUCUCUGUUUGUCCGUACCUCAGCAGUAGCAUCCAGCACUGUUCUUGGAUUGUGCUGUGCACUGGAUGUACCAGGUAAUGUAGCGGCGCUGGUCAUGCUCACCCAGCAUUUAAAAGAUGACAGUUUCACCCCAAAACUGAUGCUGAGUCUGGCUGUCUCGGAUCUAUUGAGUCUGAUAUUUCUGCCUGUGUGGAUUUAUGCCCUUCUGAACGGCUGGGUUUUUGGCCAAGGUCUGUGUAAGUUAUUUUCCUAUGUAGUGUACUGGAGCCUCUACAGUAGUGUGCUUUCUGUCACCUUGUUGAGUGUGCAAAGGUACCUGCAGGUGUUGUAUCCACAGCGAUGGGCCAAGCUCAGGCAGAAGGGUCAAAAGGGGCUGAUUUUAGGAAUAUGGAAAUUAAGUGGAGCUUUGGGUUCUUAUGCUCUUUAUUACAGAAACGUGAAGCAGAAGGCUGGGCUUCUACGCUGUUAUCAGGAUUAUAAGAAUAAACAAGAAAAAAUAGUCAUCUUACUUGUCGAAACUCUAGUGAUGUUUUUUGUGCCUCUCUUCAGCCUGUUGUGCUUCUACCAUCGACUUCACCAACGGAUAAAUCGGUCGGCUUCCUUCAGAAGCCAAAGGCUGACAAAACUGUCUGUGAGGAUCGUAGUGGCCUUCUUCAUAUUUGGGACCCCCGCUAUGAUCAACAACUUGGUCUUAAUGGCAAUUUCAUGGGAAUCAGAUGGCAGCAACAAUGUAACCGGUGCUCUUUUCUUCAUCAACAGUUGUGUGAACCCCUUUCUAUAUGCCUUCUCAGCUCGAACGCUGCGAUGCAGAAGAAAACAGCAUUUAGAUCAGCCACAAGAAAAUCUAAAUGAAAGUUAGUUAACACACUCAGACUAAAAAUGUGCACUUCCUUUACUCCUCUGACUAAAAGUGCACAUCUGCUGGCAUCUGUUUCUAUUAUUAGUGUUUGUUUUAGUGUGUUCUUUUUUUAUCUUACUGUAUCUAAAGGGAAGUGCGUACAAAGCUUUUCAUCAUACUUUG
This is a messenger RNA of Carassius carassius (crucian carp), 1057 nucleotides long. RefSeq names its product leukotriene B4 receptor 1-like. Gene Ontology annotation, molecular function: G protein-coupled receptor activity. The transcript has a single exon. Gene Ontology annotation, cellular component: membrane. NCBI's taxonomy places the organism in Eukaryota, Metazoa, Chordata, Actinopteri, Cypriniformes, Cyprinidae. The record is from RefSeq and is a predicted model, not a curated record. Gene Ontology annotation, biological process: immune response; G protein-coupled receptor signaling pathway. The coding region runs from base 5 to 895 and encodes 296 amino acids.